CCCUUCUCCCCCUCCCGCCCCCUCCGGCCACCCCCUCUUCUUCCUCGUCCUCCUCAACUCUGCCGGGGACGCUCCUCCACCGGGGACGCUCCUCCACCCCGCGCCGGCCGCCCACCAUGGCUUCCGAGGAGCUCUAUGAGGUCGAAAGAAUUGUAGACAGAAGGAAGAACAAGAAAGGAAAGAUAGAAUAUCUGGUGCGGUGGAAAGGCUAUGACAGUGAAGAUGACACUUGGGAACCAGAGCAGCAUCUUGUGAACUGUGAAGAAUACAUUCAUGAAUUCAACAGACACCACAACGAGAAACAGAAGGAAAGCAUUUUAACUAGGGCAAAUAGGAUGUCUCUCAACAAUGCCAGGAAGCAGAUUUCUAGAUCAACCAAUAGCAGUUUUUCAAAGACAUCUCCUAAAUCAUUAGUAAUUGGCAAAGUCCAUCAGUCAAAAAAUAAUCCAUUGUUUACUGCCAGCCAGAAGCUCCGGAAAAAUACAUCCCCAUCUUUCUCAAACAGGAAAGAUAUGGACCUUGCAAAAUCUGGUAUUAAAAUCCUGGUGCCUAAAAGUCCUAUUAAGAGUAGGACAGCAGUUGAUGAUUUUCAGAAUGAAAGUCCCAAUAAACUAGAUCAAAUUGAUCAGGAUCAGGAAGACUCUUUGGCACCUGAAAUGGCAGCAGAAAAGCCAGUUGGUGCUUUCCUGGGUCCUGGUGCAGAAAGGGCUAGAAUGGGGAGCAGGCCAAGAAUACACUCCUUAGUGCCUCAAUUGCCAGUUCCGGUUACUGCAACCAUCACAUCCACAUUAACGAUCAAUGGAAAAGGUUCAUCUACCUUUUUGGAUACAUUAGCCACCAAUGGGACAACCAGUGUACAAACAUCUGUUUCAGGUGUGACAGCCAGCAAAAGAAGGUUCAUGGAGGACAGAAGAGACCAACCUUUUGACAAAAGGCUGCGUUUCAGUGUGCGACAAACUGAAAGUGCUUAUCGAUAUAGAGACAUUGUGGUUAGAAAGCAGGAUGGCUUUACUCACAUUUUAUUAUCAACAAAAUCUUCAGAGAAUAAUUCCCUAAAUCCAGAGGUAAUGAAGGAAGUUCAGAGUGCACUGAAUACAGCCGCUGCAGAUGACAGUAAGCUUGUGUUACUCAGUGCGGUGGGUAGCGUCUUCUGCUGUGGUCUUGAUUUCAUUUAUUUUAUACGGCGUCUAACAGAUGAUAGAAAAAGAGAAAGCAGUAAAAUGGUGGAGGCCAUUAGAAACUUUGUCCAUACUUUGAUUCAGUUUAAGAAGCCCAUCAUUGCAGCAAUAAAUGGUCCAGCGAUUGGCCUUGGAGCUUCCAUACUGCCUCUCUGUGAUGUCAUUUGGGCUAAUGAGAAAGCUUGGUUUCAGACCCCAUACACCACCUUUGGGCAGAGUCCUGAUGGAUGUUCUUCCCUCUCUUUUCCCAGGAUAAUGGGACUAGCUUCUGCGAAUGAAAUGUUGUUCAGUGGAAGGAAGUUGACCGCACAGGAGGCUUGUGCCAAAGGAUUGGUCUCCCAAGUGUUUUGGCCGGGGACAUUCACACAGGAAGUAAUGUUUCGAAUUAAGGAACUUGCCACAUGUAAUUCACUUGUUCUUGAAGAAUCCAAAGGUCUGGUGCGCAAUGUCAUGAAGAUGGACUUAGAGCAAGCAAAUGAGAGAGAAUGUGAAAUGUUAAAGAAAAUUUGGGGCUCUGCUCAAGGAAUGGACUCCAUUUUAAAAUAUUUGCAGAGAAAAAUUGAUGAAUUCUAAUUGGAUGCAGUGCUCAUAAAAUGACACUGGAAUUGAAUUUAAUGGAAAAUCUAUGGCUCAAAGAUACUCCAAUCCAUUUGAAAGCCUGAAACAAUUUUACUCAUAGCUGAAAAAGCUUGGAAACUGGAAAAUCCAAAGCUGUGUACCAUUGAGGAGUUUUUAAAAGUACUGUAUCUUAAAGAGAAAAAAAAUGACCAGAUCUCCUUUGUCCUGACAUAAUUCUUUUAUAUUGAUUAAACUUACACACACAAACUAAAAAUAUAGCAGUGAGUAUCAGACGGCUGUUGAAGCUUUAGUUUUAUUAUCUUUGACUAGAACAUGUAAAGAAGAAAAGCAUUGAAUUGUGUUUGUUGCUUCUUGGGUAGCAGAAAAGUCUGGAAUAAUAUUUGUUUUUUGUAUACAUAUUUUCUUUUAGACUACAGAAUUUAAACGGGUAUUAGCUAAACUUUUCACUGACCCAAGAAAUCAGACAAGAACUGAGACAGUGCAUUUUAUCUCAGAGAAGGUGCAAAUGCCUCAAAUAAUAGAUUAUUCUAAAUAAAAAUAAAGUGUCUUUUAUAGGAGAAGUCCUUAGAGUGAAAAGCUGAAUGAUGCACAUAUCCUAAAAAAAGAAUGUGUGCUCAGGAUUUAUGCUAAGAAAACAUCUGACUCCCUUUAAAAAAAAGUCAAUUCUUACACACUUAGCAUGAAGAAACCACUGUCACUCUAGAAGAAAGCUUAUUUUGCAGUAUUAGUAAAUCACUGAAUGUCUUAUAUAUGAAUAUCUAAGUUAUAAAUUAGUCAUAAUGGGUUUUUAAAUAGUUUUCCUGACUUUUUUAAAAAAGUAUUUAACAGCUUCUUGUUGCUGAGUGAGAAUUCUACUUUAUAUACAGUUUUGUGUUCCUUUUGCAGAUUUGAUGUAUUACACCAAAAAAUGCAUUUUAAGUUCAUACAUGUAAUGUCUAGAUUCACUUAGAAUAUAUUUUUAUUUAAUAAAUUAAAUUCUUUUGGCACACUAUUAAAUACAGGAACAUAUUUUAAAAAACAACUACCUUAUAUUAGACAUUUACUGUUCUUUAUGCUUUUUAUGUCUCCACCAUGGACUUUAUACAGCAUGGUGUAUGAGUGCCCUGUGUAAAUAGACAUAUUUUGCAUUCCUUUCAGGAAUUGUUAAUUGUUACUGAUUCCUGACUACAGGUGCCUGUUAUUACUUGGGCAUCUGGGCUUGCAAUCGCAAUGAAUGUAUGAAGAACGAAAUAAAAUCAAACCUUAUUUUUGUACAGUUUUGAAGUUUAUACUUGGAACUUACCACCUCCCCCAACUUCCUGUGUAAAUCAGUCUUUAUCUGGGAUUGGUACAGUAUUUUUGCAUCUGUGGGACUUAGUUAUUUGGUCAGUAGUUAAACUAUAUAUAACUGUACAAUCUGUAAAGUUUUUAAAGAAUAAAUAUUCAGUUGUGAAAACUGGUUAAAAUAAAACUAAUAUUUCUUAACA
Ornithorhynchus anatinus (platypus) is the source of this 3223-nucleotide messenger RNA. RefSeq names its product chromodomain Y-like protein. The coding region runs from base 117 to 1751 and encodes 544 amino acids. The transcript is spliced from 7 exons. Lineage: Eukaryota; Metazoa; Chordata; Mammalia; Monotremata; Ornithorhynchidae. The record is from RefSeq and is a predicted model, not a curated record. Gene Ontology annotation, molecular function: transcription corepressor activity. Gene Ontology annotation, cellular component: nucleus.